AAGAAUGAAUCCAUAAUUUCUUCAACUCUAUUCCUGGGUGUUUUAUUUAGAGCAACUCAACAGACUGUCAAACAGUGUCUCCACCAUUCUCUAAUAUUCGUUUUUACAUACCGCACCACGAUCAACCGUGUCUCUCACUUUCAUAGUACAACUUACAAAGAGCCAUACGUGAAACUUAUAUAAUAUAAAGAGCAUGGGCGCCAUCUAUUGACAACAUUAAGUCUAUUAGUUUAGGCUAUUGCAACCUUAAAUGAACCACAACCAAUAAUGACCACACGACGGGGGAGGGGGAAUCAUUUCAGGCAGUUCAUGACUGACGUGCGCGACGUUCCUUAACAUCUCACUGAUAGUUCUCAAAACAUGUGGCGAUGUUGUCACCAGUCACGUAUAUGUAUGUACUUAAAGAUUAUAUUCAAUCAAGAACACUAUUAUAACAAAUGAUGAUAAUUGUUUUGUACGAAUAAUAUAUUAUAUCAAAGCUGACUCUGCUUUUCUAUAAUUUAAGUAGAAUUUUAUGUCUUGUGUUUGAACUCGAGAACCUGCUCCGCCUCCGCGGUGGGCCGUACAAAUAUCGCGGAAGCUGGAUGUUUGCGUUCAUGACAGUCAAGGGGAUCUUACUAUUAGCUGGUAGGGAACUGUUUCAAAGCUGGAUUCUCUGAAGAUUUUCAAUCUAUCGUCGUCGCUGUCGGGUGGCGGAUAUUCUGUGAACAUGAAUCCACAAAGCUUGAAGAGUUACGCGCCGAUUAUGGUGAGCAUGAACUACCACAGACCCCUGCACCAUGGCGUCCUGGGGAAAAGCAUUUUGCAGUGUCUCGAUUCGUCUGCAAGAGCCGCAAACACACCCUGUCUGGAGUCCUCCGGGUUAUGGGACGACGAGCUGGACAACUGUACGGACGAGGUGGACGUGUGUCCCUGCUCGACAAGACUCGCCAAAAGGGAUUCUGAAAAAGAGCCGUGUCGGGGAAGCCGGUUGCCCGGGAGCACAAACGCGGUCGGCUCACUGCCGACUUCCCCGGACGGCGACUUGCCAGCUUACGGACCCAUUUGUGGUUUCUCUCGCAGCGCCGUCGAAAUGCUGGACCAAGAGACUAGCGAAUUAAUCACGACUUUCUUCGCCGAAUACACGGGGCUGUGUGCGACAUUACAGAGACGAAACGAGGCGCUCUCCACACUGAAGCGGGUGGUGGCGACUGUUGUCGAAAAACACAAGUUUGCUUACAAUGGUAUGAUUGGAAAACUAAGUUUGAAUCAGCAGAGUGAUGACAUGACCGUAAUCAAAACUGUAGCUGAGAGAAUAUUCAGUGAUGGAACCACAAACUGGGGGCGUAUUGCCAGCCUUGUGGCCUUUGGGGCAGAGGUGUGUAAAUACCUGAAGGAGACUGGGCGGGAGCACUGCGUGGAGGCUGUGGGGAAGCAGAUCUCCUCCUACCUGCUCUCAGAGCAGCGACAAUGGCUACUCAAGAACAAGGCCUGGGAUGGAUUUGUGGAGUUCUUUCAUGUAGAAGACACUGAAUCGUUGGUGAGGAAUGCGCUCUUUGCAUUUGCAAGCGUGGCGGGGAUAGGGGCAGGACUGGCAUUACUGAUCAGAUGAUCAUCCUGGCCACAAAUAAUGUGCAAGACAGUUUGCAGAAUUAAUUUCUCACUACAGAUUGUAAAUUAUUUUUUUUGGUUCCUUUUCCACCAUCCCACUUGAAGGUCCUCCAGAAGGUUCUUGUACAUGUUUCUGAGUGCGGAUCCUUUGAAUUACAUGACCUUAAAGCCUUGUGCAUGUAAACCUUGGAUGGACUACAGAUAUACCGCCUGAUACUGUUUUCAGCAUUUUUUUUAUUUAAUAUUGUCAGAAUUUUAUUUUUAUAUUAAAGUCUUACUUUAACAUUGCUACACUUGUAUUAAAUUAUUAAAUACCAAAUCGCA
Messenger RNA from Paramormyrops kingsleyae, 1914 nucleotides. RefSeq names its product MCL1 apoptosis regulator, BCL2 family member b (gene mcl1b). Gene Ontology annotation, cellular component: mitochondrial outer membrane. Lineage: Eukaryota; Metazoa; Chordata; Actinopteri; Osteoglossiformes; Mormyridae. Gene Ontology annotation, molecular function: BH domain binding; channel activity. Gene Ontology annotation, biological process: release of cytochrome c from mitochondria; intrinsic apoptotic signaling pathway in response to DNA damage; mitochondrial fusion. The record is from RefSeq and is a predicted model, not a curated record.